GACCAGAGGAGAAACAACAGUCCUUCACCACUGUACUGUACUUAUAUUAUCUGCAGUCACUCACACACAAUUACCACAACAGCCCUUUACAGCCCUAACAUUUCACUGAAGAACAUAAGUGCUUCCAAUUCUGUUUUCUUUGUGUAUAAUGGAUUGUUUUGUGUCUUGAAAGUAGCUUGUCUUUUAGUCUCUUGCACCUGGAAAUAACAAACUUUGCACUGGACUGGUCAACAGCUGUGUUUGGAUGUGAAUUUGCUUGUGCGUGUACCUGCUUGUGUGCAAUGGUGCUUCUGUACUCUGGUAUAUGGGGGACAGAUGUUCAAUGUUCCUGUGUGUGCCUUCUGUCUGUAGUCCUGUCGGGACAUUCUCUCUAGGAGAAUGUUGUCGGAUGUGUGUAGAGACAAUGUAUGUGUUGUGUGUAUUCGUAGACAACGAGUUUGUGUGGAUGAAAGAGUGCGCAUGUGCAAUGUGUGUGUAUGUAUGAUUGUGUGUGUUUUGGAGAGCUACCGCCGGUUACACAGGCAGCGCUUGAAUGAGCAGUCUUUCGGUGCGUGUGAACUGUUGGGGCGAGAGGUAAUAUGACCACAGGCCCAGAGUUGGCCUCACUACUGAGCAGUAACAAAGUCUGCACAGUACAAAGGCACACUCAUUCAUUGUUAUUCCUUAAAUCCAUUUAUACAAAAUAAACACCAGCUCAAUCUUUCUUUCUCUUCCUCUCACAUCCCCCUCUCCUCACAUGUGCCAUUUUUACUGCAUGCUCAUCUGCUUUCCACAACUUCCUUUUUAAAAUCCAUCAAACCAUGUCAAGGGCAAGGUAUUGGUAUUUAGGAUUGUGAUGCACAUUUGCCAUGGUACUUUGAAUGUUUUUUUCAAUGUUCUCAUCCUUUCUUUUUCCAUUGAACUAUCUGUGUAUCUGUUUGUUUGUGACUGCUGUCUCCUCUCCUGCCAGGUCCAGAGGUCUGAUUGGAAAAAUCACACUGGUCAGAUUAGACUGCUUCCUACUGUAAUGGAUUUUCCUACCAUUGAGCCCAGGCACACAUUUCAGCCUAUUUCAUGUGGUUUUGGGAUAUUUCUGUGGGCUGGAGAGUGUGUGUGUCAUGUUCCUGAUGUGCACUGACCUGCAUAAACCCAUGAAGCCAAAGUGAACAAGCAACACAUCAUCUACCUCAGUAGGCUGUAUUCUUGAGAGAAGUUUAAUCCAGGACAAUGGUUGAUUUCUACAGACAUUUGGGUUGUGGAUUUACAGUAUAUGACAGGAGUUAUUAUGGAAGUCCUUUUUGCUAGAAAGACUAUUUGAACAAUAGUUAAUUGAAUGAAUCAUCAUGAUCCAUCUAAGACAGAAGUGAGAAACACAACAAGCAGCUAAUAGCCUCAACUUUCCUAUAACUCUUCUAAUGCAUUCUAAACUUUACAGGAGAGAGUAUUGCUGGAGUGGAGCAGAGAGACUAUUAGUGCUCUCUCUCUCUCAGGAGAAAGAUGCACCAUUAAGGCUAUCUGUGUCCAGGACUGAUCAGAGGAAAUGAAUGGCGGGACUGAGCCUUGCUGGCACCCCUACAUGACCAGAUGCCCUCUGAUUGUGGCGCCAUGAACAAGAUGAAGAACUUUAAGCGACGUUUCUCUCUGUCUGUCCCUCGCACUGAGACCAUCGAGGAAAAUGAGUUCACUGAGCAAAUCAACCAGCUCAACAUCCAACACACUCAGGCAUUGACUCCAGACAGCCUGACUCUGCCGUCACUGCACCCUGAGGCCAGUCCCAGUCCAGUGAGCCCUGACCCAGUCAUACCCGGAGCACAGUCCCCCUCCCAGCUCCAGUACCGCAGCAAAGCACCACACCGACGCUUCUCUAUGGAAGAUGUGAGUAAGCGUAUGUCUCUGCCCAUGGACAUCCGCCUUCCUCCGGAGUUCCUCAAGAAGCUGCAGAUGGAGAGAGAGAUGGAGAGUGAGAACAACUCUCCUCCCUGCAAACCCCUCAGCCGCAUGUCUCGACGGGCUUCACUGUCUGACAUUGGCUUUGGAAAGCUGGAGACGUACGUGAAACUGGGCAAACUGGGAGAGGGGACGUAUGCCACCGUUUUUAAGGGUCGGAGCAAACUGACAGAGAACCUGGUGGCGCUGAAAGAGAUUAGGCUAGAGCACGAGGAGGGAGCGCCCUGUACAGCUAUCAGAGAAGUGUCUCUACUGAAGAACCUAAAACACGCCAACAUUGUCACACUGCAUGACAUCAUACACACAGAACGCUCCCUCACUCUUGUCUUUGAGUACCUGGACAGUGAUCUGAAACAGUACCUGGACAACUGUGGAAACCUGAUGAGCAUGAACAACGUCAAGAUCUUUAUGUUCCAGUUGUUACGUGGUCUGUCCUACUGCCAUAAGAGGAAGAUCCUUCACAGAGACCUCAAACCUCAGAACCUGCUCAUCAACGACAAGGGAGAGCUCAAACUAGCUGACUUUGGUCUGGCACGGGCCAAGUCUGUCCCCACUAAGACCUACUCCAACGAGGUGGUGACUCUAUGGUACCGCCCCCCUGAAGUACUUCUGGGUACCACGGAGUACUCUACACCCAUCGACAUGUGGGGUGUGGGCUGUAUUCUAUUUGAGAUGGCGACAGGUCGUCCCAUGUUCCCCGGCUCCUCAGUGAAAGAGGAGCUGCACUUAGUCUUCAGAAUCAUUGGUACCCCAAAAGAAGACAGCUGGCCAGGUAUCUCCAAUAAUGAUGAGUUCAGAUCCUACAUGUUCCCCGAGUACAGACCUCAGCCACUCAUCAACCACGUGCCUAGGCUGGAUACUGAGGGGAUUGACAUGCUAACUGCUUUACUCCUGUAUGACACUAGGACCAGAGUCUCAGCUGAAGCAUCUCUUAGACACCCCUACUUCCUCACCCUGGGAGAGAACAUCCACAGCCUUGCAGACACCUCCUCUGUGUUUUCUCUCAGAGAAAUUAAACUACAGAAAGACCCAGGCCACCGCAGCUCAGUGUUCCAGCCUCCAGGUCGGGGGAAGAACAGAAGGCAGAGCAUAUUCUAAAGGACGACCAGCCGAUGGAGUGCAGACAGGGCGAGAGAAACCCUCAAGGAGGAAUCGGCUUUGAAGACAAACACACUCCAAUCCCUCAUACAAACAGAAAUACAAAUGCAAACACAAACAUCCAGGUCACAUCAGUCUAACCUAAAAGGUAUUUCCUGGUUAAAUAAAGGUUCAAGUUAAAUUUACACACACACAUCUAAUCCUCUCCAUCCCCACAACAGAGGAUGGAUACAGACAGGGUUUCUGAGAAUAAACUAGCACUACACCUGAAA
Molecule: messenger RNA, 3296 nt
Organism: Oncorhynchus tshawytscha (Chinook salmon)
Lineage: Eukaryota; Metazoa; Chordata; Actinopteri; Salmoniformes; Salmonidae
Gene: cdk18
Product: cyclin dependent kinase 18
Exons: 16
Coding region: 1564-3024 (486 amino acids)
Biological process (GO): protein phosphorylation
Cellular component (GO): cytoplasm; nucleus
Molecular function (GO): ATP binding; protein kinase activity
Source: RefSeq, a predicted model, not a curated record